Molecule: messenger RNA, 7340 nt
Organism: Ctenopharyngodon idella (grass carp)
Lineage: Eukaryota; Metazoa; Chordata; Actinopteri; Cypriniformes; Xenocyprididae
Product: CMRF35-like molecule 5
Exons: 11
Coding region: 4321-5361 (346 amino acids)
Source: RefSeq, a predicted model, not a curated record
AGAACAGUUGCAAAUACAAAACCUAAAAUAUACAAAUUGUAACCUUUAUCAUGGACCUUAGUUUUGAUUUUGGUAAAAAUGACAUUCAUAAAUAAUAAAAGUACUAAGCUGUUUAGAUCAGUAUGUAAGCAAAGCAUGUGGUGUUUGUCAGAGUAAAUGUGCUCUUUUAAGAUGUCUAGUAGAGCUGAUGUGGUUAGAGAUACAGAAGGGGAAGGAAAUGGUAAUAUUAGUUGCUGACGCCACAUUGUUCACUCAGUACGGAAGAGAACGACAGUAAUGUUUGUCACACAGAAUUUGGUCUUUUAUUUAAGAGAAACUCUUGUCAAAGUUCAUCAUGUGGGACGUUCUGCUGCUCUUUUCCAGCAUCUGUACAGCUGUUGUUGUAGGAGCUCCAGUUACAGGACACAGAGGAGAGAGAGUUGAGAUCAGAUGUCCAUAUGAAUCUGGAUAUGAAUCAAAUUCAAAGUAUUUUUGUAAAGGAGAGUGUAUGACUGGAAAUAAAAACAUCAUGGUUAAAUCAGGAUCUGCAGCUAAAGACGAGAGAUUCUCUCUGACUGACGACACGACGAACAGAGUUUUCACCGUCACAAUCACUGAUCUGAGAACAGAGGAUGAAGGACAAUACUGGUGUGCUGUGAAGAGGACUUUACCUUUUACUGAUGUAUAUUCAGAGAUUAUGUUGCAGGUUAAACUGGAUGAGAAGACCACUGAGGUUUCAACCAUCAGCCCUUUUUCAAACACAUCAUCAUCAUCAUCAUCAUCAUCAUCAUAUUUCAGUACAACAGAACUGAAUCCACAAUCCACCAGCAUGAAUCAAACAAAUCAUCACUUCUCAACAGGUCAUGUCUCAGAUUCAGGGUUUGUCAUCUACGUCAGUGCUGGGUUAGUCAUCAUGGUGAUCAUCUUCCUCAUGACGCUGAUGGUGUGGUGUAAGAAGAGAAGCAAGAAACCACCAAGAGAUACACAAACAGGACUUUCACAGCAAGUCUCUGUCGGGCUUUUGCCUUUGAAUACAACAGCAGAGAUCACUGCAGAGGACAGUGACUGGAAUGACCAUAAUUAUCAGGAAAUCAGCGAGUUUCAGUGCAAGAACAGUCAAAACACCACUAUCUACUCAACAGCAGAAAGUCCAGAUGAUCCAAUGAUCUACUCCACUGCAGAAGAACCAGAUGAUCCAAUGACCUACUCCACUGCAGAUAAACCAGAUUUAACAGUCUACUCAACAGUAGAUAAACCAGUUUCAACAAUCUACUCCACUGCAAAUUAACUAGCUGAUCUGAUGAUGUACUUCACAGUAGUCUCAGCCUCAGACGUCAUGCCCACGGACCGUUGGCUGAACGUCUGAUGCAUAUGGCACACUUAUCUGGAAACACUUCAGGAGUUUUGAAGUCAUCAUCUGGUUGGUUGAAUUCUACAGGAUGUCCGGGAGACGUGUGUGUUGCGUUCUUUAACGGUCCGCCUGGAAACAAAUGCCGUGACGCCAAACCCCCUCGUAGAAGAAGAACGGUGUCAUGUUUACAACUAUGACAACGAGCGCUUAUCAGGAUCAAAUAAACGCUGGAUUUUCAAAAGUAUGUGAAGUUCAUGGCUCCAUUGUUGCAGUAAACUUACACAAUGUUCUUGAAUGAAUAAUUUAUUAGAUGCACGCCGGUCUGUUAUUGUUGGUACAUCAACUUUCAUUUUCACGCCCCUAAACCUGACGCGGAACAAAACGAACUAUGAUUGGUUGCUUUACAUGUCAAUCAAACGUCUUCUUGGGUGGUCCUUAGCCAAUGAAAGCUGCGAUAGAGUCCAGACCUUCUGCCGUCAGUCUGAAGGUCUGGCUACGCAAGACUAACUUCACAGUAAAGAGACUAAUGACGUUUUUUGCAGAACGUGUGUCAAAGCAGCUUCAUGGAGUGGAAGUUCAACCCACAAUGCAGUGACAGGACAAAAACAAUCCCUUAUUUUAAGAAGAAACUUUGGCUAGAUUAGGGUUUAAAUGAAGAACCAUGCCCUUAUCUGCUUCAUUUUGUGGAAUAGAUGCCGACUGUCAGUCACUGGAUUUACAAAAAAACACUUUAGCAAUUUUUGAUCUAUUGUACUGUUCAGAGAAAGUUUACAGUUUUUUUUUUUUUUUUUUUUUUUUUUUGCAGUUUGUUAUAUUAUACUCAUUACGAGUGUUAUUUGUGUAUUACUUUAUUUAUUUGAAAUGCAGGCAUUGGCUCGUCUUAUCAAAUGGGUUUACAUGAAUAUAGCUCAAUAUAUUUUGCAUAAUUAAACAGUUGUGUUUAUGGCCAGGCCAAUGCAGGUGAACCUUCAGUUUUUGGGCAAAUGACUGCAUAUAUAUAUAUAUAUAUAUAUAUUAUUAAAUACAUUUGUUUUAAACCUCUGUUUCAUGGUUUUAUUUCUGCUUUAGCUGUUAUUGGCUCCUGAUAUAUUGCUGGUGUGUUUUCUACAUGUCUAAACAUGUCUGCUAAAUGAAUAAAUGUAAUAUUUAAUUCAACUCUACUCAUUGACUUAAACAUGAACAGUAUGAUCAAGCAUGCUGUAAAGUGUGAAUGUGUUUCUGUAGUUUCUGCCGAACUAAAUUUAUGGACAAAUAGAGAAUGUGGAAAUCGAGGGUUUACUUUGAACACAAGAGAUGGGAAGUGAAAUUGAAGUGUGUUCACUUACUUCUUCAUAUUAUUGUGUUCCUUUUUCAUUCAAAAGUCAGGAUCGUAAAAAAAGAGGAACUCAUGACAAUUGAUUACAGUCUUACUGUCAUAAUCUCCUUUCACCAGUCCAGUCACCUCUAUGCACUACAUUUCCCAUGAUCCUCCCUGGUCAUCACCUGCUCACUAUGCGCAAUCAUCACAUCUGUUUACCAUCAGCCUCAUCAAGACUGCCAUAAAAGCCUAAAGCCGGGUGCACACUGUGUGAUUUUGGCCACGAUUUGGUUGUCUGAGACAAAUGUUGAGAAUCCUAAAAGAUUCCUAUAAUCCUAGGCUAAAAUCUGUAGUCUUUGAUCGUUAGUUUGACAUGUUCACCGACAGCCGAUUAAUGACUGUUGCGAUCAAAUUUUACCUCUGACGAAAUUCUGGCAGUGUCAGAAGAAACGUCAAAUUGUCUUAGUUUUUCAAGACAAGCCGUGAUCAAAAUUAACGCUAGAAUUUUCUUUGUUAGCCACCAUUUCAGUCCCGUGUAUAAUGCAGCUCACAGUCACCGAAUGUGUGUGGGUUGAUGAUGUAAAACUCCGGACAAGUUUAAUACGCGCGUCCGUUUUUAACAUGUCUUGUCUGUUGUACAGUCUGACAUAUAGGACAGCUGAGAUCCCACAGUGUGACAUGAGGAUCAUGUUGGUACAGUCUGACAAGCAACAAUCGUAAAGGUCUGUUAUAAAUCGCACAGUGUGCACCUGGCUUUAACCAAACACAAGGACUCUGUCUGGUCUCGUUGUAUCUACCAUACGCUACUGAUGACCUACCUGUGAUACUCACCUGAACUUCUUACCUGUGAUUUGUCUUCUUCCGUCUUCAGUCAUCCGUCUUGAGUCAUCUGUCUGCAGCCACUUUCAGCCUGGGUCUGGUUCUCCUGUAUCCUGUUCAGUAUCUCCAUCUGCAAAGACAAAGAACUCUAUCAUUCAUCAGCUAAUGUCUAGUUCAGACUACAUGAUUUUAGCCUGAUUUUGUUCAUCAUCAUCUUAUGUAACCACUUUUGGGCUUUUCUGACUACAAGACAGAGCAAAACACGCUGCUAGCCAUUGUUUGUUCACACUCACAGCACCUUCUGUCAGUCAGUAGUCCCGCCUUCUUGAUGACAACACGCAUGUGGUUAAAGACGGCAUGCGAUGAAUGAUCAGGUAGCAAUGUGUUGUCUGACAUAUUUAUUGUCCACGACACACCAAGAUUUUAGGAGUCAAAAUCAUAGAAUCUGACACAGUGACUAUCAUGACCGACAAAAAUAUAGUGUAGUCUGAGUCCAUUUACUCACUCCUGGUCUUUGCCUAAAUAAAGAACUGUUAUUUUUGAUACUCACCUUGUCUGUCUUCUUCUGUUUCCUGACACUUACAGUGUGAAAAACAUGCUAACUUUAUCAACAAAACUCUUUAUAUGUCAGCAGUUCUUGCUUUCUUUGUUCUUACUGUAUGUUUUUGAUGCAUUAUUAUUAUUUUUUUUUUUUUUUUAACACAAUCUCUCUGUUUCAGUUUAAGACCUGUGACAUAUACAGCAGCAGAAGACAAAGGAAGAGGAAGAGGAAGACUGCAUCUCAUCACAUUCAUGACGAAAACACCAGGAAACACUGAAGCACACAGAGAGCUACAGAAGAACUGAACAAGAGAAGCUUUAAUAAGAGGGAAGAAUGAACAUCAUCUUGACUUUCACUCUGCUGAUGAUUCCUGGUGUCAUGACCUACAUGAGCAUAACAGGAUAUUCAAGGGGUGGAGUCACGAUCAAAUGCAAAUAUGAGAAAAAAUAUACUCAAAAAACAAAGUAUUUUUGUAGAGGUCAGAAGCCAGAUACACUACAGAUCGGAUGGUGUUCUGACCUCAUCAGGACUGAAGAGAAAGAUAAAUGGGUUCAGAAGGAUAGAUUCUCUCUGUAUGACGACACAAGAUCAGCAGUCUUCAAUGUGACCAUCAGAGAUCUGAGAGAACAGGAUUCUGGGACGUACUACUGUGCAGUAGAUAUCCCUAAAGAAAUAGAUUUCUACACUGAAGUAAAGCUGAACGUUUUAACAAAUCAAAGCACAUUUCCACCACCGUUGUUAUCAUCAUCAUCAUCAUCAUCAUCAUCAUCAUCAUCACCUAUUUCGCAAAAUUCCCAGCUAUCGUCAACAUCUGAUUUCACAUCGGCUUCUCCAUCUAUCUCGAAUGGUUUGUUUCUGAUCAUCGGUGUGACUGUGAUUCUGCUUCUGCUCAUCACUGGAUUCAUGUCAUGCAUAAUGACUCUCUACAAGAAACAUCUGACUCGAGACCCUGAUUCAGCCUCUAAAAAAUCUGAACCUGGAACAGAAAACAGUGAAGCGGUUCAUCAAAUGCUGUAUGAGGAGAUUAAAGACACCAGACUUCACACGGACUGCAAAACCAGCCAGUUACUCAUAAAACCCUCUGAUUUAUGUAACACUGUUUAUGCCACUCCACAAUUACCCACAAACCCCUCUGAUUCUUCUAAAACAGUUUAUGCUACUCCACAGUUACCCACAAACCCCUCUGAUUCUUCUAAUACUGUUUAUGCCACUCCACAAUUACCCACAAACCCCUCUGAUUCUUCUAAAACGGUUUAUGCUACUCCACAGUUACCCACAAACCCCUCUGAUUCUUCUAAUACUGUUUAUGCCACUCCACUAUUAGGCCUACUCAUAAACUCCUCUGAUACUAAUACAGUUUAUGCUACUGUUUAACAGUGCAGAACUUGUUGUUUCCUCCUCCUCCUCAUCAUCAUCAUCAUCAUCAUCAUCAUCAUCAUGUACAGAAUGACAGACGAUCCAGAUGAUGUUCCUCUUUAAUAACAUUCAUGAUCAGAGUCAUUAUAUGCAGUUGUGAGUCAGUGAUUUACAGCAAAUGCAUGUUAGUGAUCAACCUUUUUCCGAUUGUUAUUUGCUCAAUACACUUAAAAAAAAAUGUAUGUUUUUCUGUAUAACUAAAGAUAAUUUUUCUAUAUAACAAUAACGUGUAAUUAUUUUAACAUCAAAUCUCAUAGCUAACUAAUGUUCUUGUUCUUACAAACUCAGCAGCUCAAGUCUGUCCAGAUAAAUCACGUAGGCCCUGUUGCAGUUAGGUUUUUUUUUUUUUCUUUUUUUUUUUUUUUAAAUGUUUAAUUGUCUAUUUGUGGUGUUUGUAUUGUGUAAUGGUGCUGAAUGAAUUUCCCUUAUUCCUCAGGGAUUAAUAAAGUUUUCUAAUCUAAUUUUUCCACCUGGUAUUAAAGGAACACUCCACCUUUUUUUGAAAAUAGGCUCAUUUUCCAACUCCCCUAGAGUUAAACAGUUGAGUUUUACCAUUUUCGAAUCCAUUCAGCCGAUCUCCAGGUCUGGCAGUACCACUUUUAGCAUAGCUUAGCAUAGUUCAUUGAAUCUGAUUAGACCGUUAGCAUCUCGUUAAAAAUGACCAAAGAGUUUCAAUAUUUUUCCUAAUUAAAACUUGACUCUUCUGUAGUUACAUUGUGUACUAAGACCGACGGAAAAUUAAGAGUUGCGAUUUUUCUAGCCGAUAUGACUAGGAACUAUACUGUCGUUCCUUCCUAUUACUGGCGUAAUAAUCAAGGAACUUUGCUGUCGUACCGUGGCUUCAGCAGGCGCAAUGAUAUUACGCAGCGUCUCUCACAAAUGUCUCCAUGGUUGCAAGGCACGCUCCCUGUGCAAGCAGGGGGUCACAGGCGCUGCGUAAUAUCAUUGAGCCUAGGAAAUCACAACUUUUCAUUUUCUGUCGGUCUCAGUACACGAUGUAACUACAGAAGAGUCAAGUUUUAAAUAGGAAAAAUAUUGAAACUCUUUGGUCAUUUUUUAACGAGAUGCUAACGGUCUAAUCAGAUUCAAUGAACUAUGCUAAGCUAUGCUAAAAGUGGUACCGCCAGACCCGGAGAUCGGCUGAAUGGAUUCGAAAACGGUAAAACUCAACUGUUUAACUCUAGGGGAGUUGGAAAAUGAGCCUAUUUUCAAAAAAAGUGGAGUGUUCCUUUAAGAUGUGUUUUGGUUGAUCGGAUCCCAAGUGGAUGACGCUCAAUACAGGUGUAAACGAGGUCUAAAAUGUUUUGAACUUGUCCACUUUUGACCACUUCUAGAGGUAGUUGAAAACACAUUUGACCGGAUUGCUUUCGUAGUAUAAACGCUCAUGUUGGCUAAUAUGUUAUAAUUAAAAAUUAUAACAUAUAAAUAGUUGUCCAAUAUGCCUACUAAAAUAAUGCACAAACACUAUGUGAAGUGCGCUCGCCAGACGGGAUUUAAAUGUACCAAGCACAAUGUUCUCUCACCAUUCCUGAUUCCUGAUAAAAUAAAAAAAUGGGUGCUCUCCAUAUGAUUUUCCGCUGUCGUAUGUAAAUUGUGUGAGCUGGUUUUGUCUAUUAGAUCAAAAGGUCUGGAUAAGCCUAUACAUUUACCCACCCAUAGACCCUCCCCUCUAAGAAAUCAGGACAGAAGUGGUUGAAAGUGGACAAAAGAGACCGAUAAAAAUACCACGUGUAAACAGGAAUGUGUCUGCCUCAUCUACUUGUGAUCCGAUCGACCAAAAAGCAUCAAAAUUCAAACAGGGCCUCAGUCAAGUGCUGCAGAUCAGCUGCUGUCUGUGGUGCUGAACACCAUCUGAACUCUAGAGGGAGCCGCUUGACUCUCAUGCUUUAAUUAUUUACAGUAAUUAAUUAGUUUAAUUAGUUUCACUUUCAGUUUUG